GGGGCGGGACAAGAUCACACGACUCAGCCAGCUCGCGUUAGACAGCUCAGUGUGUAAACAAACAUGGCAGUCGGCAAAGGUGUGGACGACUCCUCCAGCAGCGCCCCGGAGGUGGGCUCUUCGGAUCCUAGUCAGCCGAUUUUGCCCACUGUCCUGCACAUGAUUGAGGACAACACUCUGCACUUCAAGAACGAUGACUCUGAGUACGGCCAGCGCCUGCACAGUGGCUUCCUCGUGCUUAAGGAGAACAUGGACAAAGUGACGACGUUGUCCGAGGCGCUCAGGAAGGAAGCCCAUUUGUAUGACUUUGAUGAGAACACCCCCGGCAAUGGCUUCAGGAGCUUCAAUAACAUCGUGCACCAGGCUGUGGUGUCCGUGUUCACUCUGUGCAAGCACGUGUGUACGGGGCGCGACUCCCUGCUCUUCAGGAAGGGACACUACGUCAGGGAGGUGGAGGCGUGGGGCCAGACUCUUGCGUCCCUGGUGGUGCUCCUGGAAUACAUUGACUAUGUGCUGUUGCCGCGCUGUGAGGAGGGCAACCUGCUGAGUGGCACUGGCAGCUCCCCCAACGAGUUGAUGUCCAUGCUGAACUCAGUGCCCCAGUACUCCUUUUAUGGGCGAUGCUGUGCUUUCCAUUAUGUACCUUCUCUGCGCAAGAUCCUGAAAUACUUGAACAUCUGCCUGAGUGCAUUCAGUGAAGUAUACUAUGCAGACGGCAGCAGCUUCAUGCAGAGGACAAAGAACACAGUGAUGCUAGGCAGUCGCUAUGUGGUGGACGCUGAGCUGCGGUCGCGGCGAAUUGUUGACGUGGUGCAGUAUUCAUCAGUGGAGUUCAUCAAGACGUUCUGGUCUGUUGCCGACACAGAUAUCAUGACACAGGUGCCAGGGAUUGUCGGGCCCAGCCUGGCGGUGCAGCAGGUGGUGGUGGUGCCAUGUGAGGAGCAGCAGAUCAUGAAGGUGGACGGCACAGCCACAGUGGUCAUCCCGCCACCACACUCCCACAUCAAGGCGUGUCCCAUCACCUGUCACCUGCUGUCAUCCAAGAUGCACGAAGGCAUGGUAGGCAGAAAGCCUGGAGAGAAGGAGGCGAAGGGCGUGGGUGUGGCUCCUCCCUCAGACUGCCUCCUCAUCCACUGCCACGGUGGCGGCUUCGUCACACAGUCCACCAAGGCACAGGAGGUAUUCCUUAGAGAGUGGGCAGCCAGCAUUGGAGUUCCCAUUCUCUCCAUUGACUACUCCCUUGCUCCCGAGGCCCCCUACCCACGGCCACUGGAGGAGGUGCUCACAGUCUACUGCUGGGUGCUCAGUAACUUGAAGAUCUUGGGCUGCACAGGGAAGAAGAUUGUCCUCACAGGUGACAGUGCUGGUGGUAACUUGAUAACUGGACUCACCAUCAAGUGUUUGGAGCUUGGGCUGCGUCCGCCAGAUGGCCUCUUCUUGGCCUACACACCCUUCAUGUUUGAGCUGGUCCCCUCACCAGCCAGACUGCUUGCUGUCAUGGAUCCAAUGCUGCCUCUUGGGUUUGCUCUCAGAUGUCUUAAAGCUUAUGCUGGCGUACCAAGUCAGCAAGUGUCUCGGGCCACCACUCCUGGAGAUUCAUCACAGCCAGCUCCUUCUCAGGUGGCCUCCUCCCCUACCACACCUUCCAUGGCCACCCCCUCCCAGGCCAUGCCCUCCACGGCCUCCAACAUGUCCACCACCUCAGAGAGCAACGGCCUCCCUAAUGAGACUCCAGCAGCUCGCACUGUGGGUCAGAGCAAGGCAAUCUCCGACACUCAGAGUGACACCGAGUCCUUUGUGGAAGUGUCAGAGAGUGACGUGAAGGAUGCAGAGUUGAUGGUCAAAAGUCCUUCAUUUCACUCUGAGCCAGGUUCUGACACUCUCACCACUGUCUCACUCACCUCUGAAGCAUCCAAGCUAGAGGAGUCUACCAGAAACAGUAAUGGCAGUGGGGACCAGAAGCCUGAGGAGAAAGAGGAGCGCUCCAGAAGAUACGUAACAGAGUUUUUGGAAAAGUACGUCCUUGAUUCUCGAACAGACAAACAAGGCAGAAAAGUACCAAUCCUGCGAACCGGCAGUGAAGAGAGCGAACAAGAGGACGAGACUGUGUUAUACGAGGCCCCGGGUGUUGGUGCAGGGAUCACAGCCAGGCUGGGGCGGGCCAGGGAUGCUGUGGUGAGUGGCAUCUCGGCUGGCCUGACGUCGUUUGGUCUGCGCAGAAAGGAGAGUGUUUCCUCACCCACCUCUCCCGUCAAGCCUGGACCAGCAGAAGAAAAUUCUAAAAGACAAUCAGUGAGCCAGAUUCUGCUGGGCAAGAACAACAUUUCCCGUAGGAACAGCCGCUGCAGUCUGAUGGAGGAGUUCACCGGGGUGGAGCUGCUCAAUGACCACUACCUCAGCCCCCUCACAGCUCCAAAAGAGAUCCUGGCCAAGUUUCCUCCAUGUGUUAUCCUUACUGUGGAGUAUGAUUUCUGCUUGGAUGAUGGUGUUACAAUGGCCAAAACUCUCAAGUCACUGGGAGUCCCUGUCACGCUGGACAUCUUGCAUCAACUGCCCCACGGUUUCCUCAGUCUGUCCAUGGUGUCCCAGGAUGCUCACAUGGGCUGCAAGAGAUCAGUUCGCCACAUCAGGCAACUCCUGGGACUGGACGACACGCCCGGUUCCCCCACCGCUGCUGAUGCUGCCGCCGCCGCAGCCUCCAACAAUGCUACUGACAAAGUCACCUAAUUUGAAGAGAUCUACCACUUUUGUUUUUAUCUAAGAGAGGAGGUUAGCUUAUUAUGGUUUAUGAUUCAUAGCUUUGCAGUAUUAGAAUCCUUUACAUAGAAGAGAUGUAUUUUAAUAUUUUGUUACUUUUAUUUUAUCACAGGCUUUAAUUUAUUUAAGAUUCAUUUAAAAUAUAUAAUUUUAGCAAUACAAAAGAAUAAUUCUGAAUCUCAGUUUUCUUUUAGUCAGUGCCAAAGAGGAGAAUAACACAGUGUUUGAAAAUAUUAAUGUGCAAAACUAUUCGGGAGCAAAAAUUGUCACAACACUCCCACCAAUAUAUGUAGGCAUUAGGAGAUUUAUAGGUUCCAAUCCAAGAGCCAUGCAUUCAUGUCCUGAUUUAAGAAUAGAUUUUAACUACAAAAAUUCUAUACAAGUUUAUUACAGAAAGUUUUCAUCUUUACUGCAAGUAUUACUUUGUUGCCUCAUUUGUUGCAAAGUUUGUUUCACGAGCUCUUUAUCUUUAUUGCUUGCACCUUGUUACCACAUUAGGAAUAGCAGAGGAAUGAUUUCCUGAUAAGCAUACAUGUUAUAUAACCUGUUAUGUAUGAGAGUACACAGGAGUGUCCAAGGUGAUCAUAUGAUCCUUGGUGCUGUAUCUGACUUCCUUAAGGCUGAGUUUUGCAAUGUUUUUAAUGUGUCAACCGUUCUCAUUUUCUAUUUUUUAUAACAAUGAUUUUUAAAAAUUUCUGUUGAUCCAACACAUGAAAAGAAGUUUUAUAUUUAGUUUUUGUUAUGGAGGUAAUAAACCUGUGAAUGGCUGUUUUAUCAUAUAUGAAGAUUUAUACUUUAAGAACAAUUCUUGAACAUGUUACAGUUGUUCUAGUCACUGAAUGCUGACAUAGAUGGAAAUGAAAUCAAAGUUACUCACUACAGACUCCUUGUGAUAAGCAUUAGAGCUCUGACAUACUGUGGCUUCUAGUCCUCAGUUUUGUAGGUGAUCAAUGUUUUAUGUAUUACUAGCUGAAAAUUGUUCAGGAUUUAUUCUGGCCAUGUAGUGCUCUGUAUAGUCUUUCUUUUUAUUCAUGGGUUAGAGUUGGGCUUUAUUUAAUGAAAUUUUACUACAGUAAAGCAGCAUGGAAAAGUUGCAUGAAUAAUGAACUAGACAUUACAGAUGAAUGAAGUGAUCACUGUGUAUUACUGGCAAUACAAGUGUUUUGUAUAAGAUAUGUGAGGGAAGUGUUUUGGGGAAAUAUGGGUAUUCACUCACAGAGAUCCUUGCUGCUAUGUAUACUCAGAUUAUUAGCAUAAGUUUAACAAUUGUAAAUACUCAUGCUUUUUUAGGUUUAUGCAGUACGUGCAAUUUGGUUUUGUCAAACUCAUAAUGCAACAAACAGUUAUGGAACAGCAGCCUUCAUUGAAUCUGUAUACAGAUCUUCACAUAAAAUGAACAGUAGAAGAAGCUGCUGAUAAGAAUCUGUCAAAGAAUAUUUCCGUAUAUAAUCCCAACAUUGUCAGCUUUAGAAAUAGAAGCUCUAGCUUAGUUAGAUAGAAAGUGCUUUGUGUAAGAUGGAAUCUCUUUUUACUUGUGAUACAUGUAUAUUCACAACAGAGGUGCUGCUGUAGAUGCAAACCACAAAGCAGAGUUCUAUUUUGUUACUUUGGUUUAAAGUUUUUCUCCUUGCUUACCUUGGGAAAGACUUUUAUGAUGUGUAAACCUCACAGUUGUGUCAAGGUCUGUAUCCUCAUAAUGAGAUGUUGAUACCCUGCCAAUGCAUAGUGCCAGUGGUGUACCAUGACAACCAACAGCAUAAUGAUGUAGCAUAAUAAGCCACAGCAUAAUGGUGUAGCAUAACAAGCAAUAGCAUAAUGGUGUAGCACCAUCGUGCUGUUCAUUGUAAAAAAGUGAACACAGUAAUGGUGCAGCAAAAGCAGCAGCAACUGUGAGCAGAGUAAGGUUUAGUUCACAUGCAUUCUGUGUUGUAUUGAUUCUGUGUGUUACUGUGACAAAGAGGAAUUAGUGAGUGGUGGUUGAUGUGUAUGCCAGGUGAAGAGGGAGAAACAUUUACUGAGCUGUGAGGAUGAUAUUUAUGGUAUGCCAUAUUUAUAUUAAGCAUAACGUGCUUAAUUACUUACCAGUUUGAGUGCAAUUUUAUACAAAUACAGUAACCCCUGACUAAGUCAGACCAAUUGGAGGGAAGGCCAAUCCGAAGUAUCCGAAAAUUGGAGUUACCUGAGGGAUUAUUUUCUUCCCAUUUUACACACUAGUUACCACUAACAGCUCAUAUGAUCUGUGUAUAUACAUAUAUGACAAACACACACACACAAACACAAACAUAAACACACAUACACAUACACACAGAAAAUAUAUCCCUCACAGGAGCAAAAAGUUUUGGUAAACAUUGGCUUAACCCCUUCAAUACGGUGACGCCUAUGUGGGCGUCAUGAAGCCCCAGUAGCAAAUAUGGUGACGCCUACGUAGACGUCAUAUUUCUUUUCUGAGCUUUCUUCAGUUCAGUUGUCCCGUAUAG
Messenger RNA from Portunus trituberculatus (swimming crab), 5234 nucleotides. It is a transcript of the gene Hsl, whose product is annotated as hormone-sensitive lipase-like. The record is from RefSeq and is a predicted model, not a curated record. Gene Ontology annotation, cellular component: cytosol. The transcript has 12 exons. NCBI's taxonomy places the organism in Eukaryota, Metazoa, Arthropoda, Malacostraca, Decapoda, Portunidae. Bases 64 to 2727 code for a protein of 887 amino acids. Gene Ontology annotation, molecular function: triacylglycerol lipase activity; sterol ester esterase activity. Gene Ontology annotation, biological process: cholesterol metabolic process; triglyceride catabolic process.